CAGACUGGGCUGACACGGCAACGGGAGGACUGAUAUUGAUCGUCUCGUGCGCGAAGCUACGAGCAAGAAGUCAAGCGUUACCCGCUAUGCUUGUUGCUCGUUGAAAGCGCCGACUCGACUGGCAGGGGUGACUCUGUCAACCUUGCAAGAGCAUUCACCCUUGUUUGAUAAGAGCGCGCUCUGGCGGCAUCCCGUGGGAGCGCCCAACUUGAGCGCAGCGCCGUCCUUUGCAGCUGCAUAUGGCACCAAGGAGAGGUUCUGCUAUUGUUGCAACUGCCAACGAGCAGCGUGCCGUCAGCGCAGAGUCGGCCGACCGCCUGCCGUCAACACUCAUGCUCGACCCGCAGGAAGAGACGCUGAUGGGUCGACCGUCACAUGAGGCGAGUGCCCCAAUGCACGCAGCUGUGGAUGACGGCGGAUCAUAUACGAACGAGCCCCCUUCGGCCAUGCUGUCAGGCGCGGCCUCGUCCGACAGCCGUACAUCUCAUGAUUACAUGCCGAAUCUCGUGUUUCCUGCUCCGGAGCAGAGCACGACGGAGCCUACAGAGCGCGAAGAGCGCGCAGGAAGUGGCGAGGCGGACGGUCCUCGGCCGACCUGGUCGAGAGCCUCGACGGCUUGUAACCGUUGUCGCUAUCGCAAGAUUCGCUGCGAUGGCCAGACACCUUGCUCCCGAUGUGCAGACGCCAAGGCGGAAUGUGUCAUCACCAAAGUCACGAGCACAGAGAAUGAGAUGGCUCGCGCCAAGAAAGCGGCCGCCAAAGAAGCAAAGAGGCUCAAGCUCGAAGCCGAGGGCAGAACGCUGGACGACGAUGCCGUGAAUAAGCCCAGCAAAGCCAGGCGGAAGAUCACAGCAGCCAAGGCACGCCAACGCAAAACUUCUGUCAGAGCCAAGCAAAGCGAAGAAGACGCCAUCUAUCCGCCCACUGACUAUCCUCCUGCGCCAUAUCCUGCUGUUUUGCCAUCUCAGCUCUCGCCAGGAGCUCAAUACAGCGAAAGCAUCAGCCCACGCAUGAAUCAUCUGGAAGGCUUGUCGCGAGGAUAUCCCUCACGACUGAGUCAAAUGACGAGCGAUCCUGUCAGACCGUCCGGCUUGGUUGCUCGAGACUCGGCCAGGCGCUUUCCAGACAGCUUUCCAGGCGUGCCUGCUGGGUUGUAUCCGGUCGAAUCGCCGGGUCUACCACCUUUGUCUGAUCGGCCGGCGAUACAUUCUGAGUACUCGCCACCGACAGCGGUGCCGUUUCGCGCUUAUGCGCCACCCAUGGAAGCACCGAAUCACCCAGUCAUCAGCCAAGCCUCGCUGCUGCCUGCCCGUAUGCCAACUCAGACUUCCCCUCAUAGUACAUCGUACUUGAGGCAACCACAGCUGUCGCCUUCAGGAUCGCCCGAAUGGGAGCAUGCACCCCGUAUGCCACCACGGUCGGUGCAGAUCGAUCCUAGCCUGGCCAUGACGGCGCCUCUGACGAGUGCACACGACAGUCACAUCACUUGGGAGCCGACCAAAGCUAGCCAUCAUGGGAUACGUCGGUCCGACGAGACUAUCUAUUACUCAGCUCCGAUGGCCUCGACGAACAGUAGAGGCCAAGAACGUCAUCACAAUGAACAAGCCAGGCGUCUGAACUAUUAUGGCCACUACGAUGGCAGUCUCGCAAACGGAAAUGACGUGCAUUCGCAGCUCUACGAGCAUUCGUCUACUGCACCUGCGCCACCGACUUUUGAGCCCUAUGCCCAAGUCCACUCGCUUAAGCUGCCACCGAUACGUGGAGAGUAUCCGCUUGGGCAAGGAAGAUUAUCACCGCCAGAUCUCAGGCCCGACGAUGGACGCAUGGGUCUUCACGGAUCAGGCUGGCCAGAUAGGACUCGGACAAUGUCUCCGAUUGACUUUUCGGAGGCCGAGAGGCUGCACGAGGACGAUGACGCUUUGACGAGGCUAGACAGUCUCCGCGGUGAUUCCCCCAUUCACGCUUACUAUAGUCACCAACAACCCAUGUCUGCGCCAGCCAUGAUGUCUUCUCAUGGCUCGCAUGCUUCUCAAGACGCCCUCGACCGCUCCACAGAGCAUGUCAGUUUGAUCCAACCUGCUGGUAUCACUUCAUAAGGCCUUCGAUUGCGAUGACGUUCAAUACUGUGUUGUUGCAGAACGUGUAAUCUGUACCUGGAAAAAAGGAUAUGCUUUCGAAUUACAUCAACAGUCUGACCUGU
Molecule: messenger RNA, 2200 nt
Organism: Mixia osmundae IAM 14324
Lineage: Eukaryota; Fungi; Basidiomycota; Mixiomycetes; Mixiales; Mixiaceae
Exons: 2
Coding region: 240-2096 (618 amino acids)
Biological process (GO): regulation of DNA-templated transcription
Molecular function (GO): DNA-binding transcription factor activity, RNA polymerase II-specific; zinc ion binding
Source: RefSeq, a predicted model, not a curated record